Messenger RNA from Rubroshorea leprosula, 2645 nucleotides. Lineage: Eukaryota; Viridiplantae; Streptophyta; Magnoliopsida; Malvales; Dipterocarpaceae. The record is from the annotation of a GenBank genome assembly.
GUGGAAAAGGUGAAAUUAAAAAUAAAAUAAAAUUCCCACCGAACUUGGCAAUACUUUGGCAUGACAAUAGGUUGCGGAUCAAGUUCCCGGACUUCCAGUUGCCUCUUCGUACUUCUUACGCGAGGGAGGCGAACUCACCGAAACGGAAUCUUUGGUGAUGGUUUUCAGUUUUGGAUUCACUCAGAGUCACGGAAGCCACAUCUGAAAGGAAUGGAGAAAGCACGGUGGUUGCUGGCACUGGUACUCGGAGCGGCACUGAUAAGUACCGAUGUAGCUUCCGGCAGUUCCAAUUCCGAACAUGAUUUGGUUUUUCGUAUCGCCUUCGGUUCUUGCUCCAACCAAAGCGCUCCGCAGCCCAUCUGGGAUGCCAUAAACAAGUUCGAUCCCCAAGUAUUUAUAUGGCUGGGUGACAACAUUUAUGGAGAUAAUAGACUUCCUUUUAGAAUUUUUGGAAAGGAAAGGACUAUUGGUCCCUGGAAGAAUGUUCGCAUGUUCGUUCCUUCUUCUCCUCAGGAAAUGCUCUCCAGAUACAAUAAAGCCAAGGCCAAUCCCGAUUAUUCACGUCUUCGGGCCAAUGCUAAGGUAAUUGGUACUUGGGAUGAUCAUGAUUAUGGACUGAAUGAUGCUGGAAAAGAAUUUACAGAGAAAGUUGCUAAUCAGAAGCUUCUCCUUGAUUUCUUAGAUGAGCCUCAAGAUAGUCCUAGGCGUGAGCAGGCUGGCGUUUAUGUAUCUUAUACAUUUGGUUCUCUUGGUAAACAAGUCAAGAUUAUACUCUUGGAUACUAGAUAUCACAGAGAUCCUUUAUCUAGUGACGGAACUAUCUUGGGGGCUUCGCAAUGGACAUGGUUAGAGAAAGAGUUGAUGGGUCCAGCAUCAGCCAUUACGAUAAUAGGAUCCUCAAUUCAGAUGGAGCUCCUCAUCAGUCGAUAUUCCUUGGUUUCUAGAAUGCACUUUCCUCUACCUAUAGCACAGGCAGCAAAGUAUAAGAUAAUAUUUCAUUACAGCUGUGUUUCUUAUUGCAUAUUUGUCAUUUUUCAGGUUAUAUCAAAUAUUUCGGCUACAACUGGUCCACUACUACAUUCGGAAUCUUGGGGACGCUUCCCAAAGGAAAGGGAUCGCCUCUUUAGAUUGAUAGCAAAUAGUAAGAGAGAUGGAGUCCUCUUUAUAAGUGGGGAUGUUCAUUUUGGAGAAAUUACACGAUAUGACUGUGCAGCUGGAUAUCCCUUGUAUGAUAUUACCUCAAGUGGUCUUACCCAAACUGUUGAGAAAGCAGUCCCAUCACCACUCCAUUUCAUAGUGAGAUUUUUAGCGUGGUAUACACCAAGUACAAUGAGAGUUAAGAGCUCGAGUUGUAGGCAUAGAUCAUGUACAUAUGGCCAACCAAAUUUUGGAACAAUUGAGAUAGAUUGGGAUGCAACUCCUGUGACUUUAAAAAUUGAAGUGAGGGAUACAAAUGGACUUCCUGUGACAGGUGUAAAUAUUUCAUUAUUGGACCUGCAGGCCCAGAGUUCUACCAUGAAAGCAAGAGAACACCAGAGUCACUGUACUCUGGAAGUUUCACUUCCUUGGAUUGUCAGAUACCGUCUUGCUAUUCUGUUCUACUGUCUUGUAUCUUGUAUGUUGUUUCUGAUACUUGCAUGGUUCUCCUCUCUUUUUUUCCUUACACCUCCCCCCUAACCCUUGAGAAAUUCAGUUGUUUCAUGGGAUACUUCUAAUGUGUUAUGCUUAGUGUCACUGGAUUCCCAGCCAAUAAAAAGAUGCUGAGGUCAGCAUCUUUCUAUUGGCUGGCAAUUCCACAUAAGUGGUUUACCCAUGAGCCAAGUCACAACAAAAUUUCUCCUCCCAUUCCUGUCUUUCCUUUCUCUUCUAUGUGAUUCAUACCAUCUACUUUCCUGCACGUAUUUUAAAGGCACAUGACAUGUAUUGAUGGGAUCUGUGCAGAAAUAUGGGUUGCUAGAAUACCAGAAGUGCUAGGUCAUAAUGAAAGACUAAUAAACAAUCUGCCCUUAAUAUCUAAUCAUCUGAAUUUCAUUCUUUUGAAUGGUUAGCUCACACAAUUCCGAAUGUUUUUAUGUUGAGCAGCGAAGUUACGCUAUAGAGUAUAGAACUCAUUGCUGCAUUAUCUUCUAACAUCCGAAUGCCUAUUUUUUUCUUUGCAUUGAUUGUUUUUCCUGCAUUAACUCAUUUACAUACCAUAUAGACACAGCAAUAUCUAGUGCUAAGUUUUCUCUGUAUAUGUUUCUCUUAUUGUGAUUUUGUUUUAUUCAAUAUUGCAGUGGUGGUUCUCGCUUUGGUGGGACUUAUUUGUGUGCCUAUAUUAGUUUUUCGGAUGUGCCUUCGCAAAUGCAAGACUGAUUGAUCUUAUGAUCAAUGGUAUCUUCGCAAUAGGUUUCUGUGUAAGUGCCACUAGUUAAACAUGUGUAUACCUCAAGGUCCUGAAGGAUUUAUUUGGUUAUUAUCUGGUAUUUCUUUAAUUAUCAGAUAUUGGUCAAGAUUUGGCUUACAGAGGUAGAGGAGCCUGUAGUUGUCUUUCUAUAGAAUUUUAACUUAUACAACUAAUUCCCAUUGUCUGUAACUUAACUCAUACGGUUGUGUAGAAUUAAACUGCUAGUGGCAGACAUGAGCAAUAAUCAUUUGAAUAUGCA